AUGCUGGACCGUGUCGAUGUUUUGGUCUGUGGAGGAGGCCCAACUGGUCUUCUCACAGGUCUAGGUCUUGCGCGCCAGGGAAUUUCAGCAGUUGUACUAGAAAAAUGUAAGAAGUCUGAGCAGGCCAGAUUUGGCCGAGCUAGUUUGUUAUACCCACGAACAUUGGAACUGCUCGAUCAAGUGGAUGUAUUCGAGCAAAUGGCCGAGAUUGCUCAUAUUUCCCGCGGCUACGUCAACUACAACGGCGGAAAGAGAGUGAUCUCAGGUACCUAUCACUCAAUGUUCAAUCAAUUACAGGGAACCUACUUUGAUUACGUGAUCAACAUCAGACAAAAGUACUCUGAGCAGAUCUUCCGAAAAGCAUUUGAGUCACAUGGAGGUGCCUUUUAUGAAGAAUAUGAGCUGGUCUCGAUUGUCCAGGAUGAUGAUGCUGCCGAUGAUUAUGCAUUGACAGUACGAGUGAAGAACAAUGCUACUGGAGAAGAGAAUGAAAUUAAAUGCAAGUACCUUGUCGGUGCUGAUGGAAAGAAUUCCGCUGUUCGUCAGCUUUCCGAAAUUCCCUUCAUUGGUGACAACACUGGAAUCAAAUGGUUCCGAAUGGAUGCAGUCGUAAAGACUGAUAUGCCUGAUGCCCGUGUUGGCAUGGCUUCCAUUGAGUCUCCUGUCUACGGCCACGUCUUGUGGAUGUGCCAGGACCAUGGCCGAACUCGUAUCGGCUUUUCAUUGCCACCAGCGCUUGCCGAUCGAUUUGGCACUGACAUUACCGAAGCUGAAGUACGACAAGCCGCCAAAGAAGCUGUCGCCCCAUUCAGUCUAGAGUUUGAGACUGUUGACUGGUGGACUUUGUACAGUGUCGGACAAAGAGUAGCCGGAACCUUCAGAAAGCAGAGAGUAUUCCUCGCCGGAGAUGCAUGCCACUCUCAUUCUUCUGGCGCUGGCCAAGGUAUGAAUGCAGGCGCUCAGGACGCCCUGAAUUUGUCCUGGAAAUUAGGUGGAUACCUCAAAGGGUGGUAUGAUGAAUCUGUCUUGGAUACAUAUGAGCACGAGAGAAAACCAGAGGCCCAGCGCAUCAUUGACCAGGACAAGACACUCUCCGCACUAAUCACAGGAAAGAUUCCAGAGGGAGUGGGCAAACCUGGCAUGAAUUCUUUCCAAAUUCUUGGAGAAUUCAUCGCAUCCACGAUGCGGUAUACUCUCGGUCUCGAUGUUCACUACGAGCAAAAUAUUCUCAACAAAAAAGCAAAUAUCGGUCUAAUCGCAGCAGGCUGGGCGGGCCCUGAUGUACUUUUGCGACGCCCUGGAUCUAGAAUCCCUCUUCGUCUGCACCAAGUCACCAAGAACGUUGGAAGGUUCCAUGUCUUGGUUUUCACUGGAAAUCCGGCAUUAACCGGCAAGAGCUUGCAGAGUUUGCGAUCCUACUUCGACAGCGAGGACUCCUUCACUCGUAAGGUUCCUGACUUUAUCAACUACCUCACCAUCAUCCCAGGAGACUCCCCACAGGCAGAUCAUUACCUCGGAGUAGGUCGUUGGGGUAAAGCUUUCUACGACGCCGACAUGUCCGCUGCCUGCACUUAUGGCUUCUCGGCAGCUCUAGGUGGUGUCGUUGUUCUAAGACCUGAUGGCAUCCUUGGAUACUCGGGCGAGCUUGGUGAAGGCAAGGAACUAGGAGAAUAUUUCCUCCAAUUUGUCAAAGCUAAUGUGGACGGCCCUGUGGCUGUGGAAGCCAUUCCUGAGACUGCUGAGAAUGAAUCAAAGCAGACCGGAGAAAUUGAAUUCAACGCAGAUACUAUAGUAUCUAAGCCAAUUGAGAGCGAACUUCCUUCCGUCACGGAGACUACGGUAUCCAAACCAGUUGUGAACGAAUUUCCAUCCACCACGGAAACUACAGAAUCCAUACCAGUUGUGAACGAAGUCCCAUCCACCACGGAGACUACAGAAUCCAAACCAGAUGUGAAUGGAGCUCACUCUGUCGUUCAGACUGAGAUCCCCAUAAGGGCAGGCCCUGAAAUUGUUACCGCAUGA
Talaromyces amestolkiae is the source of this 2022-nucleotide messenger RNA. RefSeq lists its product as uncharacterized. The transcript is spliced from 4 exons. Lineage: Eukaryota; Fungi; Ascomycota; Eurotiomycetes; Eurotiales; Trichocomaceae. The record is from RefSeq and is a predicted model, not a curated record. Gene Ontology annotation, molecular function: FAD binding. The coding region runs from base 1 to 2022 and encodes 673 amino acids.